CAGCAGCGAAACUAGCUUAACAAAAGAGGAAAAGAAAAAAGGAAAAAGGUUCAGAGAAUUUGCAGAAAAGAAGAGAAGAAAUUGCGUGCUUCGAGAGGUGUUCUUCAUCUCGUAUGACACCAGAGACGAUCGAGAGGAAGAGGAAGUCACGGAGUAGACGGGAUCGAUCGACCGUGGCUGAGACGCUCGCUAAGUGGAAAGCUUAUAAUGAAUGUGCUGAUUCCUGUAAUGAUGAAGACAAGCCAAUUCGUAAAGCUCCAGCAAAAGGGUCUAAGAAGGGAUGUAUGAAAGGCAAAGGAGGACCCUUAAAUUCACAAUGCAAAUAUAGAGGUGUGAGGCAGAGGACAUGGGGCAAAUGGGUUGCAGAGAUCCGUGAACCCAACAGAGGGAGUAGGCUAUGGCUUGGUACCUUCCCGACAGCCAUUGAAGCUGCUCUUGCCUACGACGAGGCUGCAAGGACGAUGUACGGCGAGACUGCUCGUUUGAACCUUCCCAACAUUAAAAACAGAGGGCAGCUACGGGGGAUUCUUUUGGAGGAUUACUUGGGGCUGCGGAACUCCGAUUCUUCAACCGCUACUUCCACAUGUUCUGGAUCGACAAUCACGACGUCGAACCAAUCUGAGGUCUGUGUGCCUGAGGAGUUCGCACUGUGGCCACCCUCAGACAUUAAGAUUGAAGAUGGAGAAGGCGAGUCGAGGACCUGGGAUCACUCCGGUCAUGCUCCGACUACGAUGUGCUUAGAGAAGCCAGUGAAGCAUGAAGAUGUGGAAGCUAAAUAUCUCGAGCAUCACAAUAAUCAAACAGUUCUACCGGAUACUGAGUUACCUAGUUGGGAUCAUCUGCAGAAUUUUCAAAUGGACGUGAUGUUUGAGCCGAGAAUUGGCGAUCAGGCCGAUGACACUGCGAAGCCAAUGAGCAUGGAGAAGAAGCAAGUGAAAAAUGAAGAUAACGAUGCUAAACAUCUUGAUCAGAGAAAUGAUCAGACAGUCUCAUCAGGGACCGAGAUUCCUGGUGUGGAUGACUUGCAAAACUUCCAAAUGGAUGAAAUGUUCGAUGUGGACGAGCUUCUAGGCCUGAUAAAUAGUGAUUGCUUGUAUGAUCCAAGCAUCUUGCAGGGCAAUGUAGAUGGUUUUAACAGCACAGCACCUUCCCAAGUCAGCGAUCACGGGUCUGAGAAGGCAUCAAGUUUGUCAUAUCAGUUCCAGAACCCCGACGCGAAGCUGCUCGGAAGCCUCCAACACAUGGAGCAAUCUCCGGCGAAUGUCGACUGCAGAUUUGAUUUCUUGAAGCAGGGGAGGGAGGAGGAUGUGAAUGCUGCAGCAGAUGAGUACAUAAGAUACCUGAAUUAUGAGAUGGAUGAUAUGGGAUUUUGAAGAAAAGUUGUGACAGAUUAGUAGUUAGAAAAAGAACAAACUUUCUGACCGCUUUGUAUCUCUGUUGUGUAAAAUAUGUUAGUAUUUGAAGCUGACAGAUUCUCCAUAGGUUUUAGUUUGGAGAAUAUGCAAGUCCCUUCUGAUCUUGGGAAUCCGUCACUGAGAUAUUUAUAGUUACCAUCACUUAGAUCUAACUAGCUUAUUUCAAUGAGUUCAAUAAAAUUUUGGCUGCAUGGCAGUUCGUCGAUUCCAAAUUA
Molecule: messenger RNA, 1630 nt
Organism: Cucurbita maxima (winter squash)
Lineage: Eukaryota; Viridiplantae; Streptophyta; Magnoliopsida; Cucurbitales; Cucurbitaceae
Product: dehydration-responsive element-binding protein 2C-like
Exons: 2
Coding region: 114-1373 (419 amino acids)
Biological process (GO): positive regulation of DNA-templated transcription; response to stress
Cellular component (GO): nucleus
Molecular function (GO): transcription cis-regulatory region binding; DNA-binding transcription factor activity
Source: RefSeq, a predicted model, not a curated record